AUGGAUGUAGGGUAUAUACUGGACGUGGAGUCGCAUAUGUUCAGCCUGCGCCGGAGCAAGGCCAACUUCAACCGCACCAUCUCGCUCUUUUCCGGCGCAUUGGCGGCAGUCAAGUGGUUCGACGGCAUCUACAAGUGGAAGAACCCGCUGACUACUAGCCUCGUGCACGUGCUGUUCCUCAUCCUGGUGUGCUACCCGGAGCUAAUCUUGUCGAAGGCGUUCCUGUACAUAUUCCUGAUAGGGGUGUGGAACUACCGGCGGCGGUCGCGGAACCCUCCUCACAUGGACACGGUGUUGUCGCACGCGGAGCAGGCGCAGCCCGAUGAGCUGGACGAGGAGUUUGACAUGUUCUCGACGUCCAAGCCGGGCGAUGUGGUGCGUAUGAGGUACGAUCGGUUGAGGAGUGUCGCCGGCAGGGUGCAGACGGUGGUCGGCGACCUGGCCAUGCAGGGGGAGCGCGCCCAGUCCCUGCUCAGCUGGCGAGACCCUAGGGCCACCGCUAUGUUCAUCACGUUCUCAUUCAUCGUCGCCGUCGUGCUCUACUUGACGCCAUUUCGGGUGGUGGCCGUCAUCGCCGGUCUGUACCUCCUCCGCCACCCCCGGCUCCGGAGCAAGCAGCCGUCGGCGCCCUUCAACUUCUACAAGCGCCUCCCAGCCAAGGGCGAUAUGCUCCUAUGACCAUGCCAUGAAUCUUUCUUGCAUGGAGUUACACAUUUUUUUCAAGUAUAUACAUUCACUACUAUACUACUCCAUGAGAUCCAUCACUCGAUGGAUAUCGGUCACACUUGAUCAAACUUUAUAAAAUUUGAAUUCAGUCAAAACUAAUAUGCAGAAUAAAAAGGAUCGAAGGGAGUAGCAACCAUUCAUGAAUCAUCUUUAGGAAGUGCCCGCUUUAUAGGCCCCUUUUGUUCCUCUAUCUCACACCAGCAGCAAGCAAGGUAGCAUGCAUUAUGUAUCUAGGCUCUCUGUUUCUAAAUAUAAGUCUUA
Messenger RNA from Hordeum vulgare subsp. vulgare (domesticated barley), 987 nucleotides. RefSeq names its product FT-interacting protein 7-like. Lineage: Eukaryota; Viridiplantae; Streptophyta; Magnoliopsida; Poales; Poaceae. The record is from RefSeq and is a predicted model, not a curated record. Bases 1 to 678 code for a protein of 225 amino acids. The transcript is spliced from 2 exons.